GACUAUAUUAAAUAGCUGAAAGUCUCACAGGUUCCAGAGACUGAGAAAAAUGGAAUCAUCACAGGGUAUCUAUAAGAGAUGCGAGGAACCCGAGGAACAGGGGAAGAAACCAAGCAAGAUAUUUGAAAAAACAGGUAGUUUUCUGCCGCAAAGCUGCCGAGGUGGUUCAGGAGUAUCCCUGCCCAUCAUUUUUCUUGUGAACAUUGCAUCAUUUUUGCUGUGGAUCAUCAUUAUUGCUGUAAUGACAUCAAAAUAUUCUACGAUUUCCAAGGAACUAGAAGAGCUGCGUUUGAAUCAAACUUUGCUGACCAAAAAAGGUCUCAAUACAGAGAAGCAGUUGCAGCAGUUCGACUCCAGUCAUUCUGCUCAGGAAACAGUACUAAAUGACAACCUAAAAAAGCUGGAGGAUGAUCACAAUAGCAUGAAAAAGGAUGUGAACCAAAACAUAAAACGGAUAGAGACUCAAAGUAACGAAAAUGUGGAGACAGUCGUUAAAUUAAUCAAUGCAGUCCAUAAGAUUAACGCUUCGGGCUGCCAGAUAUGUCCAAAAGGUUGGCUGCUGAACAAAGACAAAUGCUACUAUUUCCAGAUGGAGAGUCAGGCCUGGUCUUUUGCGCACACGAAAUGUGAGCAAUAUGGAGGCAACCUGGUUGUCAUUGAUGAUUGGAAUGAGCAGAGUUUUCUUGCUUCGCAAAUGAAAGGCAAGGCAUUCUGGAUUGGUCUAAGUGAUAUGAGUUCUGAAAACAACUUUGUUUGGGUAGACAAUAGUACCCCGAAAUUUACCCGCUGGCGUCUAGGAGAACCCGACAAUGGUGGAAGAGGGCAAGACUGUGUAGUGAUGAAUUCUUCUGGCCAAUGGGAAGAUCGUGAAUGUGGAAAAAAUGUGGAUGGCUGGAUUUGUGAAAAGUCCUGGAAUUGCUAACUGUAUCCGAUAAGAGCAAGACUCAACAUUCAACACUCCUAACACAUGUGUAUUAUUUUGAGCUUUGUUAUUUUUAUUGUCUGUUAUUGAUUUGCUGUAUAUUGCUUUACCGAGCACUAUCAGUAUAUGGUGCAGCGUAACUAUUUUAGUAAAUAAUAAAGUAUAUAAUACAUUAGAAAAA
This is a messenger RNA of Protobothrops mucrosquamatus (brown spotted pit viper), 1103 nucleotides long. It is a transcript of the gene FCER2, whose product is annotated as Fc fragment of IgE receptor II. Lineage: Eukaryota; Metazoa; Chordata; Lepidosauria; Squamata; Viperidae. Bases 50 to 922 code for a protein of 290 amino acids. The record is from RefSeq and is a predicted model, not a curated record. The transcript is spliced from 9 exons.